Exophiala bonariae is the source of this 2634-nucleotide messenger RNA. RefSeq lists its product as uncharacterized. The record is from RefSeq and is a predicted model, not a curated record. The transcript has a single exon. NCBI's taxonomy places the organism in Eukaryota, Fungi, Ascomycota, Eurotiomycetes, Chaetothyriales, Herpotrichiellaceae. Bases 1 to 2634 code for a protein of 877 amino acids.
AUGUCUUUAAUCAGCAAGGUUUCAUCUUGUAUGCCUUGCUGUUUUCGUGUCCACCAGUCAGAUGAAGAUGAAUUCCCCACGAACCCGAAUACCUCACAUGCCCAGUCCCCGAUAUCUGUCAAACUUUCACCCAGCACAGUGCCUCAUGCAUCCAGCAAAUGCAAGAAUGGCCCUACGGACGAUGAUGAAGCUUUAAGAGGCAUCUUCAGAUCCACUUCUUCAGUUCGCGGAUAUCAAACCGCUUCCGAGCAAAUGCAACUGCCGGCACCAGAACGUCCCUCGUUCGAUGUUGACUUCAAGUUUGGCGUUCAAGAUUCGGACAAGAAACCUCCUGGUCGAUUGGGACGACUGAGUAACCAUAUCAAGCAGAGGCUUUCCGAAGGGAGAUUGAGCAAGACCAAUUCAGUGGACCGAGAUACCUCUGAGGACAUCGGCCAGAGCCCUCCUCUCGGCUUGAACACUGAAGCACUCAUGAUUCCAAAGUCCAACGGCCUUCUUGAAUUGAUCAUAUCUCGCACAGGCAGUGAGCGAGGAUAUGACAGUGACGCCAAAAGCAUUCAAACCAUGCUUCUCAAGGCGAGUGAUCCUUUCACAAAGUCAAGCCCAUUGGCCACGAAGGAGUUUGCGAGUGUUGUUGAUGAUGCUCUAUCGUUGACUGCAUCUCCCAUCCGUUUCAAAGAUGAUAGUGACCAAUUCAAAAUCCAUACUCAGAAGUCCUCAAAUGACCAUGUCUCUCACACACUUGCAGCCCGAACAUCUUUCACCGAGGCUCUUUUGGCCGAGAAGGAUUCGUCACCAACCGCUGCCCUGCAAAGGCUGAGCACGUGCAUAUCAAAUGGUACCAUCAAGCUCCCAAGUUCUCACAAUUCCACCGGUGGCCUCAAGAAUGAUGCAGGGAGAGAGAAGAUAUUAACCAAUCCGGCGGACUUGUCCUCUGCAGAAACUAUGUAUAACACCAAAGAAAAAGUUGAGAUUCUUUCGACGCUCAAUAAACUGGGCAAUACUGUUCUAGCAGCCCAAAGAGACAGCUUGGCUUCCAUGCCUGAGAGUGAUCUUCGUGCUAGUAUAGUAUCGAGCCUCGACCCAACUUUUAUCAAUUUCAUCUCCAGAUUCGCAGAACCAGACAACUCGAAACAAAUUCAAGACUCGUCAAAUCCUUCAUAUGACCCCGGCUCAACUAUUGUGGGAGAGAAUAUCUUCAGCUCCACCUCCAACAUUUCCCGUUUGGACAAGAAGCGGGAGUCUCACAAUACUGAGCGAGACCUCAACCCAUGGCAAGGGUCAGAUCAAGCCUCCGUGCAUCUCUACAACAUGCGUAUCUCACAAAAUCUUGCCUGUCCUUCACUCGCCGCAUAUACCUCAAGGCCGACAACCAGUCAAACCACGAUCUCAAACUCCAAGCGACCUUCCAUGAACGUUGGUGUUUUUACAAAGCGUCAGUCUUCGGACAGUUACGUGUCUCGUCGAGUGACCACUGAGCAUAACAGACGGCCAUCUGAUCCUCAGACAAGACGACUCUUUGAACCAAGUGACACGGCAGAUAAACUGCGGUCUCAGUGGAAGACCGUGACAUCAUACAACAGCGGAAUCAGCGACCCGAACUUGAGGCCUGUUCGUUCAGGGGAUGAUGGAUCUUCAUUCUACUGGAGCGAUAAUGAGCUGAAGUCCGGCACCAGUUCUCUCAGAGUUCCUCCUCGGAGGAAUCCCAAUAGUUUCGCCAUCGGUGGACGAUCUGAGUCUAUCAGUUUUCCGGUUGGCUUUUCGACCAAGAGCAUCGACAUGGUUUCUGAAGUAGGGGGAGAUAGAGGUGUGGGGAGAAACGACUCUCACAAUCGACGUAAUGACUCUCGGCGAAGCAGAAGCAGCAGUAUGCCAGUGAACAUCAGACCGCAGCACUUGCAUCCGGAGAACAGAAAUAGGUAUCUCAAUUACACUUCAGACAAUGAAAAGUUGAGCGAGAUCAGCAUCGGAGUGCUUGAAGAUGCUAGAAGAGAAAAUUUGACCGAGAUCAGUGUCCAAGCCAUUCAUGACGCGCGAGAUGAGACUAUGAGCGAGAUAGAUCACACUAAAAUUCUUGAGAAAUGUGAUCAAAGGCUCUCCCUUCACGUUCCUGUGGCAUCGGAUCGACGGCGGUCAAGGAGUGAGUCAAAGGACCUUCGAACCCACUGGCAAACAAGAAGACGAUCUACCAGUGGAGCCACCCAGAGUUUGGGUCCGCCAACACUUCUCGAAAGCACAACGGACAUGUGGCAACGAACCUUCCGGCAAGCAGUAGCUGAACCACAUGAUGAGACCAUGGGAGGCUUCUUUUCCACCCCCAGAUAUGACCGAGACGGCACGCGAUGCAAAUCGAAGGGAAGCAGCGUCAGCAAUAUGGACCGAGAUGCAGUUGAUCCAAUGACAAAUGGCCCCCACGAUGACCCAGAGCACCCUCGACUUACUUUUGAUUUAGAAAAAGAGUUGGAUGUCGAACAAGGACGGUCGCCAAUUCUGCCCACCUUAAUGGAGAACAACAACAUCAGGAAGAAAAGUCUUCUUGAUUUAGGUCGACGAUUCGCAGGCACCGCCACCAAAGACAGCUCGGAAACCCGUUCUGAGAAUUUGACUCCUCUGAGGGACAUACUCGGGCUCUAG